AUAGUCGUCUUUGUGACUUCUUUAAUAUUGAUCAAAGCUCUGCGGAAAGAAUAUGAAAAGAAAAUGGUGCCAUGGCUGUAUAGCUUUGCCAUUUUUACUCUUUUCCGAUUCUUUGCUUUUAUAUUCUUCAGCAUUGUAAACGACAUGAUAUUCGCCUACAAUAUCUUGAUGUGUCUUCUAUGGAUAGCAUUUAUUUGCAUUUCUGCAUACGGUUGGCUUCUCGUAUAUUCUUUAUAUCUCGAAUUACACGAUCUAACAAGAUUAGAAGAUCUGGCUCAUCUACGGAUUGGUACAAUGCAGUCUCUAAAUGCAUCAACGACACAUUCCAUUGCUGGCUCUCGACCUACAACGCCUCAUAGCGCAGUAUCGACUAUGCCUGUUAAUUAAUAAUAUAUACACGAUACAUAUAUAGUUUUAUA
Wasmannia auropunctata (little fire ant) is the source of this 419-nucleotide messenger RNA. RefSeq lists its product as uncharacterized. The transcript is spliced from 2 exons. Lineage: Eukaryota; Metazoa; Arthropoda; Insecta; Hymenoptera; Formicidae. The record is from RefSeq and is a predicted model, not a curated record. The annotation marks the transcript as partial.